GACGGUGAAUCGAACCUUAAUUAUUCCAUAAAAAUAUCCCACGUCUUCCAUUCUUCUUCCUCUUCUCUCGCUCUUUCUGUGUAUCACGGGAAAUCUCGACGAUAUUGAUCAUAGAUUCGAUCACUUGUUAAUCGACGGUGACGUUAGCCGCGUUCUUUAUGGCUUUCUGACAGUUCCUGCAAAAAUGGCUCGAUGGGAUGUCUUGUAUCUUCAGUGUUUACUGCUCCUUGCGAAUAAUUACGUGAAAUACAGCACGUGCAUAGAUUAUGGUCGACAAUACGAUGAAUACGGUAUGGAGUUGGACAAGAUUUGUCACACGCUUGGCAAAAAGUCAACUAUCGAGAUCACGAAUACAGCGGCAAUAGUCCGACCUAAGCACAUGUUCGAUCGAUGGACAUCAGUUAUUAAAAAUGUUCAUUGUAAAUUCGUUUUCAAAGUAAAAAGGGCUGGAUUGUUCGGUGUGAUACAAAAAAUGUCUUUCAGACAAAAUUCAACGGAUUGUAUAGACUACGUACAGUUCAAAAGGAAAGACAACCAUCGGACGCAGAAAUUUUGUGGUACGCUUGAUCGUAGUAAAAUAAAGUAUUACUCAGUUUCUGAGCCUGGAAACAUUUUAUAUGUGCCUGGAACAACACCACAAACAGCAUGGAACUUUGCUGAACACGAUCCGGGUGAAUAUAAGUCCGGAGGAGAAUUAGAAACUGAAAUAUUCAUUUCAAAAGAGAAAUUACGGGACGGGGAAUUCCUUGCUCUCAGCAUUGUUUAUACUCCAUAUAAAAAUUGCAGCAAUGUGAACAAAACCGAAUAUACGUCGGUUGGCUUCAACACCUGUUUGCGGAAUGAAUUCUUUUGCGAUGGAAUUUAUAAUUGUGCCCCAUUGAUUUGUUCGGAUGAAGAGAAUUGUCUAUACAACAAUGAGAUCACUAGCACUGGAACUGGUACAAAAGUAACCGUGGGUGCGGUGACUACAUUAAUUUUGUGUUUCAUCAUAUUUGUUAUGUGCCUAUGGAUAUGUAAACGAUCGCAAAAGUUAUGUUGGUCUCUGGAUUGUGCCGAUCCAAGCGCGUGUUCUACAAGACCAGGCCCGUUGCCACGUGAACCUGAAGGAUCUGCAAAUCCACCGGUUCCCACUGCUCCGAUGCUGGAAGUUGCUGUUUCCUCGUCCGUUGCCGAUAAAGAUCUGCCACCUAGUUACGAUUCAUUAUUUCCAGAACAAAGUAAUCCCGUUAGAUCAUAAUCGUAAGUUACUAAAUGUAAUUAAUAAGUAUUGACAGCGUAUUAUCUAAUGUUUUAAUUAGAUAUUGCUGUAUACAGUGCAGUCUUCAUAUGUAUGGUAUGAAUGAGUGCCUUCCUAUACG
Molecule: messenger RNA, 1358 nt
Organism: Colletes gigas
Lineage: Eukaryota; Metazoa; Arthropoda; Insecta; Hymenoptera; Colletidae
Exons: 4
Coding region: 185-1237 (350 amino acids)
Source: RefSeq, a predicted model, not a curated record